AUGUUAUCCAUUCUGUCAUUUGACUCUAUCUAUCUAUCUAUCUAUCUAUCUAUCUAUCUAUCUAUCUAUCUAUCUAUCUAUCUAUCUAUCUAUCUAUCUAUCAGGUCAGAGGUUAGUCUACACGUAUCUAUCUAUCUAUCUAUCUAUCUAUCUGGCAAAAUCUUAAUUUACAAACUUACUGAUAUCUAUCUAUCUAUCUAUCUAUCUAUCUCAUUAUUUCUAUUCUCUCUCUCUCUCUCUCUCUCUCACACACACACACACACACACACACACACACACACACACACAAUCUAUCUAUCUAUCUUUUUUCUUUCUUUCAUUCUUUCUUUCUCAUUUUCUUUUCUAUCUAUAUAUGUCUUUCUCUUGUGGCAUGUAAAACUCUCCACCUCUCUCUCUCUCUCUCUCUCUCUCUCUCUCUCUAUCUAUCUAUCUAUCUAUCUCAUUUUAUAUUUCUAG
Molecule: messenger RNA, 456 nt
Organism: Acanthosepion pharaonis
Lineage: Eukaryota; Metazoa; Mollusca; Cephalopoda; Sepiida; Sepiidae
Source: the annotation of a GenBank genome assembly